AUGGCCUACCAACAGAAUAUAUUGGAAUCCAGCUCGAUACCAAAUGACCUUCUCAUAGAUAAGCAUAUAAUAGAUCGAUUGAAAGACAUAGAUGAUUUGAAUUUUUUUCUCAAAACAGCUCCAAUCAAUUGGAAGCCAAACCAGGUUAUUAGAAGGUACUAUCUAAAUAGCGAACUUGGAUUCGUGUCUUGUGUCCACUGGAACCGAUUGUUCUACAUGACGGGGACAGAUAUAGUUAAAGUUUGCAUGUACCUAAUCGAGCAGUUUGGCCGGAAAAUCGUUCAUAGGAAAAAGUUCGAAGAAGGUAUUUUUUCAGAACUUAGGAAUUUGAAGUGUGGGAUUGAUGCCACUUUGGAGCAACCAAAGUCAAAGUUUCUUUCCUUCCUGUUUCAAAAUUUCUGUCUCAAGACUCAAAAGAAACAAAAGAUCUUUUUUUGGUUUAGUGUCCCGCAUACAAAACUAUUUUUGGAUGCAUUGGAGAAGGAUUUGAAGAGAGAACAAUGCCAGCAACAAGCAGCCACAGAGGCAGUGCGUGAACCUGCAUUGUCUUUCAAGCUGAACUUGGCCUCAGAAUUAAGUGUAUCUGAACAGCUGACAAGUUAUCUGGAACUGCUCAAGACUAAUGAGAUUCAUGAUGGUACUACUCCCGAGCAAGAGGAGUUCCAAGAAAAUGUAACCAGAAUGCAAUCCAUGAUAAAAAAUGAGAUAGAACGUAUAACAGAAGCUGGCUCAAGAAUGGAUACUAAUAACCAAGCUCAUCUUCCUAUACAGGUACCGUCACCUAUCAAUCCGGGUCAGAUAAUCCCACAGACACUAGUCCUAGAAUCGGACACAGAACUCGAUGCAAAUAAUGAGAAAGAAAACAAGGACCGAGAAGAAACCGACAGUAAUGCUUUUCUGGGUGACAAUCCCGGGAUAUUUGAAGAUCCUGUCGUUACUGGUACUAGUACAAAAACUAACGAUACAACAAAAAACGUGGUCGAGGAGGAUUUUCCCCUCGAUUAUUUCCCUGUAACAGUAGAAUAUCCGAUGUCACAGCCUCGACAAACAGUAGAAACAGGAAUACCGUCUCCAUCUAACAAUGCGGCAGUAGUGCCGGUAAGCAAUCCGCCUGAUACUGCCGUAUCAGAUAACCUUUCAGGUUUUGCAGAUAACGCGUUUGGUGCAUUUCAUGAGGAAGAAGAAGUUAUGCAAGAGAACAGGCCGCACUAUCUCGCAGAGCAGCCAUACUCAGAUUUGGCAUUGUUGGGCACAACCCCUCAUGUUAUGACGAAUAGGGAAUAUUACAACCUUGUACGGCAAAGACCGCAGCAUAUGAAUUUAAACCUCGGCUCUGUCAACAGGGGUGGGUAUGUAAAUGGGCAAGAAGAUAGAAGUGAAUGGGCAACAAGUAACUCUCCAAGAGGGAAGAGCAGUGGUAAUUUUGAAAAGGACAAAAUGGAACAAGUGGAUGGGUCCAUGUUUCCCUACCACCCACAGCAACAGGGUUACGAUUUCCCAUACCGAUACCCCGGUCCCAGCAGUAAUACAGGAACAUCUGUAAAUUACAAUGCAGGCAGGAACUCAAACAAUCAGCUCCAAGAUUUUGGGGGUGACCCAAAUGGUAUUAACUCUGACGUAUUUUUCGACCACAGAUACGACAUGAAUGUAGCUGACGGUAAAUAUUAUCCAGUUCAUGAAGAUCCUAAUACGUGGGCCACUAUGAUACAGUCGCAACCACUCACAAGGUCGCAGUACGCACUUCGGUAUUACAACAACGGGCAAUCUUCUACUACCCCAGUCACAAGUUUCAACCCAUAUCUAACAUCACCUUGGUUUCCGCAACACUCCGCUUCACAGCUCUACGGCAUAUCUCCGCAAAGACAUAAUAUGAUGUCACCACAAAGAUCUGCUAGAAUACCAAGUAAUCCCGAUAGCAAUUAUAGGAGCCCGUCACCGAUGUACGCGUCUUCAAUUAGGACCACUGUAAAACAACGUCCCAUCUCUUCAAAGAAGACCAGACCACUCAAGACGGGAAGGACACAGAGCCAAGCUCCCAAACCAAUCUCUUUGAAAGACAGUGAAUAUGACAGGUCGUAUAUUGUUAAGCGGGUCGAGCAACAAAUGGAACCGCAACAGCAGCAGCAGCAAAGACCCAACCGACAAAAAGGUAGUCGCAAAACGAAGAAAGGCGACGUCAACCGAUUCUCCAAUCCAGACGAUGAUGCAAACCUGUGUUUUCGUAAGUCUCAACAACCACACUGA
This is a messenger RNA of Huiozyma naganishii CBS 8797, 2244 nucleotides long. RefSeq names its product homeodomain family transcription factor STE12 (gene STE12). Gene Ontology annotation, biological process: regulation of pseudohyphal growth; regulation of DNA-templated transcription; sexual reproduction. Gene Ontology annotation, cellular component: nucleus; Tec1p-Ste12p-Dig1p complex; Ste12p-Dig1p-Dig2p complex. Lineage: Eukaryota; Fungi; Ascomycota; Saccharomycetes; Saccharomycetales; Saccharomycetaceae. The record is from RefSeq and is a predicted model, not a curated record. Bases 1 to 2244 code for a protein of 747 amino acids. Gene Ontology annotation, molecular function: DNA-binding transcription factor activity. The transcript has a single exon.